UAGAGACUGAAAAUUAGUAUUCUCGCUAUUUGCUGGAAAGACGCCGGAGAAAUUAAAGAAUUAAAAAGAAAAAAAAAAGAAAUGUGGACGAGAAGCGCUUAUCAAAAAUGGUCUCCCAGUUUGGCGUGGAAUUUAUAAGGACUUUGACUACUCUAGAAUUUUAGAUAGGAACCGUCGGUCAAAAUCAAAGCAGACAAAACAAAACAAAAGAGUGGUUCGCAAUUCAACCCUAGUUUCAAGUUUCAAAGAACAAACUCUAUAAAUUCCCCGCCCUUCAGUCUCAUUUCCCAGAAUCCUCCCUGAAAAAUGAAAAAUGGCGUCAACCCAGCAGCAGCCUCUUCAGCUUGAGCCAUGGAACGAGCUGAGUGGCAAAGUGGUGAUGAUCACCGGCGCCUCAUCUGGGCUGGGCAAUGACUUCUGCCUUGACUUGGCUAAAGCCGGCUGCAGAAUUAUAGCCGCCGCUCGCAGAAUCGAUCGGCUUCAAGCCCUUUGUGAUCAGAUUAACCAGAUGGGUUCUUCCUCAUCGGAUGAUUCAGCCGUUUCCGGUCAACUUAAAGCCGUCCCGAUUGAGCUUGAUCUGGGCUCUGAUGGGCCUGCCAUUGAAUCCGCUGUUAACAGAGCUUGGAAUGCAUUUGGACGCAUUGAUGCUUUGAUCAAUAACGCCGGGGUUCGAGGGCGUGUACACACUCCAUUGGAUCUGUCUCAGGAAGAAUGGGAUAGUAUCGUGAAAACUAACAUGACUGGUACAUGGUUGGUAUCAAAAUCUGUAUGCUUGCGCAUGCGUGAUGCUAAGCAAGGGGGAUGUGUGAUCUUUAUUUCCUCCAUCGCUGGACUUAAUCGUGGUCAGUUGCCUGGAGGAUUAGCAUAUGCUUCUUCAAAGGUUGCAGUUAACACUAUGACAAAGAUUAUGGCAAUGGAAUUGGGGGAAUAUAACAUUCGGGUAAACUCAAUAUCUCCUGGACUAUUCAAGUCUGAGAUAACUGAGGGCCUCAUGCAAAAGGACUGGCUCAAGAAUGUUGCUCUUAGAACUGUUCCUUUGAGAAAUUUUGGCACAGCAGAUCCAGCAUUAACCUCUAUUAUACGAUAUUUAAUUCACGACUCAUCUGAGUAUGUAUCAGGUAAUAAUUUUAUCGUGGAUGCUGGAACUACAAUACCUGGUUAUCCGAUUUUCUCUUCUCUUUAAGAUAACAAGUAAUGUAACCACAUCGCAAAAAAGAUUUCAAUCUUUCUGGCUGAGAACGGUAUUUCUACUUCACCAUAAAUACUGGAGAUUAUGCAGUAGAAUAGAAGUUAAUUAAUGCCCGGUUAUAUAUAUUCUUUGUAUAAUUAUUUUGAUUUACAUCCGCAGAGGUUCAAGUUUAGAACCCGACACGCAUGGUAACAUUUUUCUCCAUGAAUGAAAUGGAGUCUUUGCAUUUCAGCAUUGUAACUGACUCUGUAUUUUCGUUCUAGAGGAUUGUACAGCGAGACAAUAUAAACUUUGAAUUAGUGUUAGGAGACGUUUCGCUUUUGCCAAAUAUUAGUAAUUAUUUGAAUCUACAGGGUGGUGGAUGGACGCACCCUAGUACGUGUCAUGGAACAAAAUAGUUAACUAUCACUUGACGAGGUAGAGAGCCUUUCCAAUCUGGCCCUAUAUUUGAAAGAAGUCCAACAAACUAAUAAGAUCAACCCAGGCAAUCCUUUGCAAUCUUGCGCGAUUGCUUUUAUACGAGCAUAUAUUUCUUGUCGACAGCCUUCCUCAAAAUGUAUCUUUUUCUGCAACAGCUUCCGGCUCUCAUCAUUGCUGAACGGACGAAGGCUCACCAUGUUUGAUUUGCAAAGCUACAUUAUGAUGUCGACCAGUCAAGCGAAUCCUGCUUCGAUCAUCAUCAUUUGGGAAUGAAAUUCUCAAGCUAUUCCAACGCUUGAGUACCCUAAACAUCAUCCAAGAUAAUGAUGAGGUACCUUUUAUGCUUCAAGUUUUGGAAGAUCUUAACUGCCAACUUUAACAUCCAUUUCCGGAUGCUUGUUAGAGUAGUCAAUGCCAACCAAUUGCAUGUUCCUUUUUCCCGUCUUCUUUCUACCUUGAUGUGCUUAAAGUUUGCUUCUAAAAUUAAAGCACAAAGCUCCAACUUGCAUCGCUUAGUAGGUCCCCUAAUUCUCUUCAUUAAUUUUUCUUCUACAAGAAGCAAGUAUACUGCAUUUCCAGCCUGCAAAAUUACAGCUACAAUGUGGUCAUACAUCUUCUCACCUAGUUUAUUGAGCUGGCUUCCUGCAAGGAAGGACAUGGCAAACCAUUUGGUCUGCGGAUUCCACUCAGGAAAUCGGCAUUGCAUUGGUUUCAGAGCAUCCAACAAAGUCCUGAUUCUGGAACAUAAUUCAUAAUCAUGUCUUUUAAUUAAUCUUCAAAACUGGUUGCAGCCACAACCAAAUUUAAUAACAUUUGACUAAAAUCUUAGUCAGUUGCAAAUUUGAGGAACUUCAUGUAACUUCCUUUCUUUUUUCUUAUAUUGAAGGGUGACUUGUAAUUAAUAUGUAAUAUUCCCUCCGUUCUAAAAUAUAUUUAUUUCUACCAAUUUUAUCAAUAC
Oldenlandia corymbosa var. corymbosa is the source of this 2567-nucleotide messenger RNA. The record is from the annotation of a GenBank genome assembly. NCBI's taxonomy places the organism in Eukaryota, Viridiplantae, Streptophyta, Magnoliopsida, Gentianales, Rubiaceae.